Messenger RNA from Octopus sinensis (East Asian common octopus), 1886 nucleotides. Its product is annotated as cyclin-C. Gene Ontology annotation, molecular function: cyclin-dependent protein serine/threonine kinase regulator activity. Gene Ontology annotation, cellular component: nucleus; mediator complex. The coding region runs from base 123 to 995 and encodes 290 amino acids. Gene Ontology annotation, biological process: positive regulation of transcription by RNA polymerase II. The transcript has 12 exons. NCBI's taxonomy places the organism in Eukaryota, Metazoa, Mollusca, Cephalopoda, Octopoda, Octopodidae. The record is from RefSeq and is a predicted model, not a curated record.
CAUAGAAUAGAGAACGAGAGAGAGAAAGAGACAUAAAGAGCGAGCAAGAAGAGGGAGAUAAAUAAGAAUAGGCAGGGGACCAUUAUUCCCUUUAUCUUAAAAGAGUUCCAUUAGAAUGCACAAUGGCCGGUAAUUUCUGGCAAAGUUCUCAUUACCAGCAGUGGCUGCUGGACCGACAAGACAUCCUCAGAGAAAGGCAAGCUGAUCUGAAAGUCCUCAGUGAAGAUGAAUAUCAGAAAAUCAUGGUUUUUUACUCAAAUUUUAUCCAAGCAUUAGGAGAACAGCUGAAGAUGCGCCAACAAGUGAUAGCUUCAGCAACUGUGUAUUUCAAGAGAUUUUAUGCGAGGAAUUCCCUCCGGUCUAUUGAUCCAUGGUUAAUGGCUCCAACAUGUAUUUUUUUAGCUUCCAAAGUUGAGGAAUUUGGAGUAAUAUCAAAUAACAAGCUUAUGACUACUUGUCAGAACGUUGUGAAAACCAAGUUCUCUCAUGCUUAUACCCAAGAAUACCCUUAUCGUAUAAAUAGUGUUUUAGAGUGUGAGUUUUAUUUAUUAGAAAUGAUGGAUUGCUGUUUGGUUCUUUAUCAUCCGUAUCGACCUCUCAUACAAUAUUGUGCUGACCUUGGACAAGAUGACAACCUACUACCUGUUGCAUGGAGAAUAGUAAAUGAUAGUCUUAGAACUGACGUCUGUCUCAUGUACCCACCAUAUCUUAUAGCCCUAGCUUGUUUGCAUAUAGCAUGUGUAAUUCAAGACAAAGAUGGGCGACAGUGGUUUGCAGAACUUUCAGUUGAUAUGGAUAAAGUUCUUGAAAUUACAAAACAAAUUUUAGCGUUUUAUGAACUGUGGAAAAAUUAUGAAGAAAAAAAGGAAAUUAUUGCAGUUCUUGUGAAAAUGCCAAAACCUAAGACCAGUCCAACCAGGCCUGCAUUACAAGGUCCAAAUGGGCAGGAAAACAGUCAGUCCUUGCAGCCAUCCCAGCAAACUCGUCAGAGUUAGGCAUCAAUGUGUUAUAAUCACCAUAGAGGAAAGACAGCUUGACUUAGAGCAAGUCUCAAACUACCAUGUUUACUACUCUCCCAUUAAAUGGUCCUCGCUAACUCAUUGAAAACUUGUGUGCAACAACUGAGCAACUUGUUCAUCAUCGUCAUGAAGCAGACAUUUUGUACUCAGUGAUGACAUGCUGCAGAGAAGUGAGACAUUUAGACAGGUUUUUAAGCCUCUAAACGAACUUUCAAACUAACGAAACUAAAUGGACUGCAUUGUAUGUUUGACCAAGUGACAUUUUAUCAGUCAGUGUCAACUCUGCAUUGAAUCAUUUAGAAAUGAAGCAAAAAUGCAACAGUAGUAACAGCGAAGAUUUUUAAUUCCUUCCUGGGGUCUUUGAGCAGUCUUACUCCUGAUGCAGCCAUCAUUCUCCUUCCUAAUGCUGGUUGCUUUAUCAUUUUAUUUAUUUAUUAUUUUUUUUAUUUCAAAGAAUUUGUAGAACUUAUACAGAAUCUUAUCGAAAACCAAAGCAGAACCUAUUAAAUUUUUGAAAUGGUUUGACAAAAACAGUUUCUAAUUAGCAGAUAUUGAGUCAUUUAAAUGCAUCUGAACCCCUUCAUUAUGGAUAUUAAUUAAAAACUUACUAGAUUUGAAGUUCUUUUUACAUGUGAAAUACAGUAACUGAAUUCUUGAAAAGUUUUUCGUAAAUUAUGGUUAACUAGGAGCAUUUAAUGAAUAUUCUCCUCAAAUAUAAAAAUGCUUUAUAUUUUCUAUAAAUGUUGAUAAAGCAUCACCAAAACCACGAGACGGUUUUUAUGGUGUCUGAAUACCAAAGUGAAAUUAAAAAUGAGAAACUGCAAAAGAGAAUAAUCUUCAAUAACAAAGAUUAUCUGAAACUGCAAC